Molecule: messenger RNA, 3117 nt
Organism: Peromyscus maniculatus bairdii (prairie deer mouse)
Lineage: Eukaryota; Metazoa; Chordata; Mammalia; Rodentia; Cricetidae
Source: RefSeq, a predicted model, not a curated record
AUGGUAUUCCCAGGAUUUGUGCAGGGUGGCACAGCCACAGGACUCACCCAACGUACCUCGUCCAGUCCUGAGAAGACAAAAGCCUUCGGCUUCACCCCCAACCCUGUCGGGCUGUAUGUGCUCAUGUACCCGAGCAUGGACAUGCCCACGACCACUUACCACCAGCAGACGGCACAGGAAUAUGUGUCCGUGGUGUUCUCCAGCUCCACCACCCACCUGUAGACCUCUCAGACAACCAAGAUGGUGGGAGAGGAAGUAGUGACAAGGAAGUCGUCCAGCACAGUGUUGUUCUCCACCAGACCUGGAAUUCCAGCACCCUGGAAUAAAGCAGUGUUCAGGGAGCCCUGGUGCAGGAAAACCUCAAACUCACCAUGUCCUGAAGAGGGGGAGGGGAAAAUAGCUAAGACCUUCUACGACAAAAUCUACAAGGAACAUCUGAUCCAUCUGGAGCAGCUGACCUCAGAUAAUUCAGACAAGAACAGGUGUGUUGCAAGCAAUGAGUACACAGAUGCCAUUACACCAUCCCUGCUGGUAACAGAGGGCAAGCCUAGAAGGAUGCUGGGGAUUUGGGCUGAGGUACCCAAGAAGGACUUUGCAAAGGUCUACACGGAGUUAAGUUUCCCUGACUUGGGAGAGCUGCUCAAAAAGCUCAAAGGCAUGAGGAAAGUGGAAGUAGGGGUCAUUAGGAUUUUAAAGGCACCAGAAGACAUAGAGACCAAAGUUGACACCACCGCGGUCUUUGACCGCAUUGUGGAGCUGAAGGACCCCAACAUUGAAAUGAUAGGGGUCAUGGACACUGAGCUUUUCAGGAUCCAGCAUUCCCUGGGAAAGGAGCAUGUGAGGAAGGUGGGUACCAAGUACAUGCUGGUUAUUACCAACAUAAACAUGAGCAAUGCCAGUGUCUACAGCCUGACUGUGGGAGACAACUGGAUGAGUGCUGUGCUCUCUGCUGCAAAUGAGCCACUGAAGUUCACGGAAGAAGUGAAACUAGAGAUGGUGACAAUACAGACAUUGGUGAUGGAGACCCGCCACACCGAGAAAGAGACUGAUUUUGUGCGGAAGUUCAACAGGAAUGAGCUGAAGAGGGGUGACAAGUAGGAGAUCUCAGGCCGUGAGGUUGGUCUGACCUAGACACUUAAGAUCAAAGAUGCUAGACUCGGCAACAGUGGCAAGUUCUCUGCCCAAGUGACCGAGAAGGAGCAUGUGUCGGUGGAGCACAGAGAAGACCAGUACACCAUCUCCGAUUGUGUACAUAAAGACAUCAAUUUGGUCCUGCUCAAGCUCAAGAAUAACAGUCACACAGCAACUGCUCCUGGUGUGCACCUCAAUAUGCUAGAUUGUCCGAAGCCUCGCCAAGGCCAAGUGCAGUUCCUGGAGCUCUUGGUUGACUGUGUGCACAGGAAAUGGAAGGCCCACCUGUAAAACAGUUCAUAGUAGAAGUACUGGAUUAAGACAAGAGAGAUGGAUGACAAAGUGGCCAACUUCACCACCCAAGCAAAAGAGGAGAAAACUUACACACUCUGUAUUCUUUCAGAGGGUGGCAGUAACCCAACUGAGACCGAGAAAGUCUUUGCAGCAAAUCCAAUAGAACCCCCUGGCCUUGCCUCUCAGCCUCAAGUGGCUGAUGUGACCAGGGAAUUGGUGACCAUAACAUAGAAUAUCCCUGCCCAGGAUGGGGCAGCAGUGCUUGGCUACUUUGUCAAGUGGAGAAAGAAAGGCAAUAAUCUGUGGAUGCCAGUCAACAAGGACCCCAUCCAGGGUGAGGUGCUUGGAACAGAGAGUAUAUUCUGGAUGGAGGACACAGAAUGUAAAUUCCCAGUUAUAGCUGUGUAUAAGGCCACCCUAGGACAUCCCAGCAUGCCAAUCAGUUCAGUGGUAGCCAAGGACCCUGUUGAAACUCCAGGCCUGGUACAGGGCCAAAGUAUGUCUGAUUCCUGCAACUCAAGCAUCUCCCUUGGCUGGUGUGAGCCUGUAGGGGACCCACCAUCCAGCUACAUCCUUGACAUGAGAACUGAAGGCAGCAAACAGAAGAGCAAGUACAUGGACGACCCCAUCUCUGAUAUCUGCUACACAGCAGGGAUCCUCACCAAGAAGCAGAAAUACUUCUUCCAUAUCCGAGACAUCAAUGAGGCUGGGGUUGGAGACCCUGUGGAGCUAGAUGAGGGCCCACGCGACACCACUAUCAGCCAGACAGUGGUGGGUGCUGGGACGGCCCUCUGCGCCUAUGCAGCCUUCUCUGGCUCACCACUACCUGCUGUGACCUGGCAGAAAGACAGCAUUACUAUCAAGGGCUGGAAAACCACCACCAAGGUCAAAAACUAUCCCCAGUUCCUCAUUAGCAGCACCAAGUGUUCCGACUAAGGAGUGUGUCGGACCUUGCUCCAGAAUGAGUGUGGAGGCGCACACUAUGGUGUCUACAUGCCAGUGGUAGUGACUCUGACCUGGAACCACAAUGCUGAUGUCCAGGAAGACGGUGAUGACCACUAUGUCACCGGCUGGUUCACUGCAGCCAAGCGUGUCUUCAGCAACAAGUGUAUGGUACCAGGCAGGAAAUGCUACUUCAGACUGGUGGUUCAAAAUGAAAUGGCUGACAGCGACCCACUGCACUCCAAGAAUACCUGGCUUGUCAAUAAGGACCAGAGUGAAUACAGGACUGGGGGCCUGCUCGGGAAGACAGGCACUAUGCACUCCUCUUUCCGAUCCACUGUGAUCUGUGGCCAGGACUACACCAUCAGGCACCUCCUUGGGAACCCAUGGCUCAUGGUGACUACCUACAAGGGUGAUGUCAACAUCACUGCCAAUUCCAAGUUCUGGCACAACUCCAGCAGCACUGUGUGUACCCUGGUCAUCCCCACCUGCACACUGAAGGACAGUCGUGAAUAUGCACUGAAGAAUGAGCUAGGCAAGGACCAUAGCAGCUGCGUGGUCACUGUCUAUGCAUCCAUCACUGAGAAUCUUCGGAAGGUGGAGGACCUCAUGCGAGCUGGAGGCAUCAGCGUCAGCUGUGGUGAUGUGGGGCUUUUCGGCCAGUCUGCCUUCCAGGACGUGCGUCACUGUAAGCGUGCAGGUGAAGGUGUGGAACAAGAAACUCACGGAGCUCACCCUCCCUGCUCCUGA